UUGAUACAAAAAAGAGAGAACAAAGAAAAGUAAUAGUAGGCAGUGGAAGUAGCAGGUGUUGAAGAAUGAGCAUAAGUGUUGAAGUUGUGGUGGCUCUUGCAGCAGUAUUGGUUGCAUUGAUCCAUUUUUUGCAAGUUUUGGUUUGGAGACCAAAAUCAUUGAGAGCAAAGCUACAUAGGCAGGGUAUUCAUGGCCCUUCUCCUCACUUUUACUUGGGUAAUAUCCAAGAAAUGAAGACCCUUUUACACCAACAACAACAAUUAUCUCUCAAGCAUAAAGAAGAAAAAGAAGAUAUUUGCGAUACUAUAUCUCAUAGCUGGACAUCAAGCUUGUUCCCUCAUAUUCAGAAAUGGAGAAGUCAAUAUGGCCCACUAUACUUGUUUUCAACUGGUACUGCACAAUCGUUAAUGGUGUUGGAUAUAGUGAUGGUGAAGGAUAUUCUCACAGACACCUCUUUGAAUCUUGGAAAACCUUCUUAUCUUUCCGAAGAUAUGGGACCACUUUUAGGCCAAGGUAUAAUAUCAUCAAGUGGGCCAAUUUGGGCUCACCAGAGGAAGAUAAUCACACCUGAAUUAUACCUAGACAAGGUGAAGGCAAUGGUUGGGACAAUAGUUGACUCCACAAAUAUAAUGGUAAGAUCUUGGGAGACUAAAAUAGAAGGAGAUGGGGUGAUUUCAGAGAUUACAGUUGAUGAAGAUUUGCGAAGCUUGUCGGCUGACAUAAUUGCUAGAGUGUGUUUUGGGAGCAAUUAUGUUGAAGGAAAAGAAAUAUUCGCAAAGCUUAGAGAUCUUAUAAAACUCCUCUCCAAGAUAAAUCUUGGAAUUCCAGGCUAUAGGUACUUGCCAAACAAGAGAAAUAUACAAAUAUGGAGACUGGAGAAAGAGAUAAACUCAAAAAUCUUGAAACUUGUAAAACAAUGCCAAGAGAAAGGUAGUGAACAAUUUCUAUUGCAAACGAUACUUGAGGGUGCAAAAAAUUGUGAAGGAAGUGAUGGCCUCUUCUCAAAUUCAAUUUCACAAGAAAGGUUCAUUAUAGAUAACUGUAAAUCUAUAUUCUUUGCUGGGCAUGAUACUACUGCAAUUACAUCAACAUGGUGCUUAAUAUUGUUGGCUAAAUACCAAGAUUGGCAAGACCGUGCUCGUGCAGAGGUACUUGAAGUUUGUCGAGACGGUAAUCUAGAUGCAAGUAACCUUAGAAAAAUGAAAACGUUAACAAUGGUGAUUCAAGAGACUUUAAGGCUUUAUUCACCUGUAUUGUUUGCCGCAAGAACAACAUUAAAAGAUUAUGAUUUAAAAGGUAUCAAAAUUCCAAAAGGAAUCACUAUUCAGAUUCCAAUCCCGAUAUUUCAGGAAGACAAGGAUAUAUGGGGGGUCGAUGCACACGAAUUCAAACCUGAAAGAUUUUCAAAUGGUGUGCUUGGAUCCUGCAAGUUUCCACAAGCUUAUAUGCCAUUUGGAAUCGGUUCACGUGUCUGUCCCGGGCAACAUUUAGGCAUGAUAGAAUUGAAGGUGAUAUUGUCUCUCAUUCUGUCAAAGUUUCGAUUCUCUCUGUCGUCAACUUACUGUCAUUCACCGACCCUUCGUAUACUUAUUGAACCUGGUCAUGAUGUUGUUCUCAAAAUGACAAAAAUCUAAAAUGCAUUUCCCCUUGUUCAUUGGGGUUCCUUUUUCAUUGUUUUGUUGAUGGUUUUGUAAUAAGCCUAGUUUUCUUUGAAACAGGUAUUGAGAACAUGUUCAAUGUUAUUUCUUCCUAAAACUUGUGAACCGUUGGAACUCUCUUUUUAUUU
Molecule: messenger RNA, 1786 nt
Organism: Medicago truncatula (barrel medic)
Lineage: Eukaryota; Viridiplantae; Streptophyta; Magnoliopsida; Fabales; Fabaceae
Product: cytochrome P450 714C2
Exons: 5
Coding region: 66-1634 (522 amino acids)
Molecular function (GO): heme binding; oxidoreductase activity, acting on paired donors, with incorporation or reduction of molecular oxygen; monooxygenase activity
Source: RefSeq, a predicted model, not a curated record